Molecule: messenger RNA, 3974 nt
Organism: Eublepharis macularius
Lineage: Eukaryota; Metazoa; Chordata; Lepidosauria; Squamata; Eublepharidae
Exons: 2
Coding region: 1365-2333 (322 amino acids)
Source: RefSeq, a predicted model, not a curated record
UCAACAGUGCUUGGAAGUGACAAGGUUUUAUUAAAAAUCAGAUCUGUUCCAAACCUUGAGGGAAGAAAAUCAAGUGGAAAGCUAUGGUGCAAACCGUCCUGGCACCAUGGAUGAUUGCCUUGGUCAUCUUGGCCACAGUGCUGAUCAUGGGCUUUCUCAUGUUUCUCCCUCCUGCCGUCGUGCUGUUCUGGAGAAUGAACACCUUGUCGCAGAUCUCUUUGGACGGUGCUGUGUAACCCACCUCCAUCCCACUUACUGGAAAUGCAAACCCUGGAGGCUGCUUGCAAAGCUGAAGCUUUAUCUCCCCAGUUAUCAAUAUGAAGCAACAGAUGGUCACGAUCCUGGACAGAAAGGAAAACUCCUUAUCUUGAGACAUUUGGUGCAGAGAAAUAUGUUUUCUUUUAAUCCAGCUUAAAAUGCCUUGCCGUUCAGCAGAAAAAAUGUUUUAAAGCCAGUGCAAUAUAUAUAAUUCCACAAGGGCUGUCAGGUUAGUUAGCAGGAAAACAAAGCAGGAAUCCAGUGGCACCUUUAACAAACUAUAUUCCAGUAGAAACUUUCUUGAGUCAGAGUUUAUGUCAUCAGAUGCAUUGAAGUAUAUAGCCAUUAGGCGGAUAUUUUUAUAUUCACAACUGGGGCUGCCAGGUUCCCCUCUAUUCUGUAGAGCAGAAUAAGGUUAAAAAAAUGGUGUCACGUGGUACCUUGAUAUCACUUCCAGUUCUGGGCCUGGAAGCGACAUCUCAGCAUUGAGCGAUGCUCUAGCAACUCCCCCAGAGAUUCCUAGAUGGUUGCCAAUAUCAUUUCCAGGUCCCACAGUGGAAGUGAUGUAAUGGCACCAUGCAACACUGAUUUUUGAAGUCUCUGCCCCAUCAUUGUUCUUGGAUAUACUGGGGGGGGGGGCAGGGAAUGUUGCAAAGACAUGCCCAUUUACAACAAAUUCCAAUCAAAACAGUAACUAGUUUACUCAGAGUGGGUGAAGGCCCCCCUCCAAUUCUUGAUUGAUAGGCAAAGUAGGAUUAACAGAAAAAUCUAGUGCAAAGUAACCAGAUAUACCAGGAAGUUACAGAGGGAUAGCUGGAUGAUAUAUAUAUAAGGACUUGGGUUUUCAAGAUUUUAACACCUAAAGUGAGUGAGCAAUCCAAGGUCACUGUUUUUGGGGGGAUAAAUAACCUUGAAUUUAUUAAGGAAUUCUACUUCAGCAAUUUUUGUGUUUGAUUUUUCUUUUCAAGUUCCUUUGUAGGAGAAGAGUGUCAAGGCCAGACAAACUGUAACUUUUUGAUCAACAAUAGAAUGCUCUGCAAGGUCAAAAUGUUCACUUGAUAUACAUAGCAUAGCCAUAGUGGGAUACUGGGAGUAGAAUCCUAAUAAUGCAUACACAGAAGGAAGUCCCAUUGAGUUCAAUGCAUAUUUACUUGGAAUUUAGCCUCAAUGUUUUCAAUAAUGCUUACUCCCGGGUAAGUAUCCUUAGAACUGCAGUCACAGCUGAAUUGAAUGGUAAUCACUCUUUUAAUAACAACAACAUUCAAUUUAUAUACCGCGCUUCAGGACAACUUAAUGCCCACUCAGAGCAAUUUACAAAGCGAGAUGGGCACAAACAGAAAAAAAAUAAACGUGAUGUUCGUUGUUCAUUGCCAUCCACAAACAUGGCCCUGUUCACUAACAUGUUCAUGGCUGGCUGUGUCCGGGGUCUGCAGCACGGCCCCCAGACUUGCUGGGAGAAGAAGAUGAGAGACAGCCAGGAGACAGCCACCCAGCUGCCCCAGCAGACCCCCAGGGCCUGGACCUACCUACACAGGAGGGAGGGAGAGAAGCACCCAAGCCUCAGAGGGUUAGAAGGGGCAGGUGGAGGCCAGCUAGUCCCACCCUCCAGUGGGAGGCUAGGAGGCCAAGCAGGGAGAGUGGGGUCAACCCUGAGGGGGCCAGAGCAGAGGGAGAGUGCAAAGACAGCGGGGACAGACAAACAGCAGCUGACCAAGCAGAGGCCUUACCAGCCAGGGAGGAGAAGCAGCCACAGCAGCUCAGAGCCACACCCCAGCCUACAGCCCAGCUUAGAAGGCAAUAACCUGGCUCAGGGGAUGCCCGGAGCAAAGCAACUCCAGGUGGAGCUGCCUGAGGCAUUCUGUUGGAGAAGCUGGGCAGCCAGCCAAGGGGCCACAGCUGGGCCUGCCUUGAACAAUCAGCUCAGCCAGAGAGGCUUGACAGCCAGCCAACGAGACACAGCUGUAGCAGGCCAAUGGAGCCAAAUCAGCUACCCCAGCUGCAACUGCUUGAGGCAGCCCAGGACAAUGCUGGAAGGCAAAGGAGGGGUGUGGCCUGGCAGGUGGAGCCUGGGAUGAGGGGUAGGAUAUAAGGAAAGUCCACCCACAGGGGGGGGUGGGUUGCAUAGGAGUGAUGGAGCGGGAGUGAGUAUGAGGAGGCAAGUUGAUGAAGGAGGAGAUGGAGGGGGCUGAUGGGAGCAGGUUGAGCAGGCCAGUGAGUGGACUGAGAGGGAGUCUGUGUGAUGUAUACCGCCCCUCCUUCCACAGAGCACGGUCCUGCAGUAUCCCUGACACCCCUUUGAAGUCAGAGCCAGGUAUGCCAGCGCCCUGCCCAGUGGUGACCGCGACAAGCCCUGACAGGCUGUUCGUGGGGGCCAGCAGGCUCUCCUCCAGCCAUCAUCCAAUUUGGUCAAGAUCCCUACUGCACUACUCCCAGAAACCUGACCUGAGCAGGCAGCAGGAAAGGUGCCAAUGAUAAAUAAUAGCCUGGCAGCAGCCCUGGAACUUGAAGGGGUAGAUCACUACAGCACUGCUCCCAGAAACCUUACCUGAGCAGGCAGUGGGAAAAGUACCAAUAAUAAAUAAUAGCUUGGCCCAGAGCCUGGCAUCAACCCUGGAACUUGAAGGGAAUCCCUAUCCCACCACACACAAAGAAAAUUCAAGCUCCAAUGCACUCUCUCUAUCAAAAUGCCAACAGCAACUGUCUCUCUCCCUCUCCACUGUCUGCAAACUAAGCCAGAGCUGGGAGCACCCCUCCCCCCUGGUCUUUGCUCCCCUGUAACAAAUUUGGAGCUCCACACUUGAAAGGAAGACCUGCCUAUCAAGCUAAAUUGGGCAUAGAUUGGGGUUUCCAGGGCAACAGUAGGAGUCCAGACAGAGUUCAGGCAGUCCCUGCCUCUGGUUGCCAAGGGAAUUGAUUGCAGGUGCCAGACUGUCUGGCUUGAUGAACAGCAACCAACGAGGCUUGCAACAACCCCCUGUUCAUUUAGAAUGGAACCUCACAAACAGCUUGUUCGUGAACAGCAGAUUGGGCUGUUUGUGGCUUUUUUUUGUUCAUAUUGCUGUUCGUGCCCAUCUCUAAUUAUUGUCACCACAACAAAACAUGCUGUGAGGUGGAUGGAGCUGAGAGAGCUGUUACUGCCCCAAGGUCACCCAGCUGGCUUCAAGCAAAGGAGUAAGGAAUCAAACCCGGUUCUCCAGAUUAGAGUCCCACACUCUUAACCACUGCACCAAACUAGCUUUAUUCACAUUAUGCAAACUCGAAAUAUGGUUGAACAUUUGUAAGUUUAACGAAGUUCCUUUCUUUUUUAUUUUUGAUUAUUUAUUCAGUAAGACAUGAGUUUCCUGUUUAGUUAACUCUACAGCUUUAAAUUCAGUCUUGUGUGUUGGUAUCAUGUUCUGCAAUGUCUGAAAUAAAAUAAACCAUGUAUUUUCACUUUGUUCAAAUUUUAAGGAUCCAGGUAGACAAAAUAGUUUCCGGUCUCCCCGUGCCUUAUAAAAGUAUUUUUCAGGUAAAAAUGAUGGCAUGUAGGGAAAGGAGGAGAGGCAAGCAACUUUUUCAUCUAUUUGUGGGAUAAUUUCUCCUCUGGCUGGCCGCGUGCUUGUAAACUUUAAUACUGCUGUUUUGAUUGGUUAUUGUUUUGCUGCUGGAAAUAUUCUUGAAAUGUUAUUAAUCCUUUACAAUUGUUUAAAACUAAUUGCUGUUAUUUAUUGUUUUGU